Venturia canescens is the source of this 3813-nucleotide messenger RNA. Its product is annotated as tetratricopeptide repeat protein 17. Gene Ontology annotation, cellular component: actin cytoskeleton; cytoplasm. The transcript has 11 exons. Gene Ontology annotation, molecular function: protein binding. The coding region runs from base 985 to 3408 and encodes 807 amino acids. Gene Ontology annotation, biological process: actin filament polymerization. The record is from RefSeq and is a predicted model, not a curated record. NCBI's taxonomy places the organism in Eukaryota, Metazoa, Arthropoda, Insecta, Hymenoptera, Ichneumonidae.
UACCACGAGCAUUGAUAUCGUUUAAUUUUUUGUAUUUUCUGCGGCGUAUCUUCUGAUGUUUUAUGUUGUUUUUAUUAAGAAUGUACAGUUACAGUUAUGUGCCAACUAAUUUUAGAGACGUGACGUACACAAUCAAAUAAAAGGAGAGAACACUGUUUUGAAAGAGAUAACGGAAAAGUUUUUUACAAUCUUUGUCAUUAGCAUUCAUCCAUGAUAAUAUUUGGUUCACGGAACGUAUGCCUGUUCUCGAAAGUUCGGAAGAAAUAUAUGCGUACAAUAUUUGCGUAAAUAAUUACGGCUUUUGAAUCAUCUGACUGUUAUCAUCAGAAAACCAAAAGUGAAAAAGCGUUGUCCGGAUGCUUUUCGAAUCUGCGCCACAUGACGACUGCGAGUAUUCCUCGCGAGAUGUCGCGAUACUUCAUUCCCAGCUGGAAAUCAGCUGAUGGAGAAAUCCGUUAUCCAUUAUCGGAAUCAGAUCUUCGGGGUUUCAGAUAAUUCGACAUCACGAAAUGGUUUUGUUGAAUAUGUGAUUAUACCCAUACCUGUGUGAGAUCAAAUACAAUGAGCGAAAUAAAUAUCAACAAAGUCCUGAGAAAGAGUGUCGCGUCGUAUUUUUCCUAGCGUUACAUGGAAAUAAUACAUUAUUUGUUUCUUUGUGUGCUAAAUUUUCGCGCGCUCAUUUCAUCAUUACCAAAAAGUGACGAGUGAAUUAUGAAAAACGCUAAAACAGAAAUGGAAUAUUCAUCGAAAAAUAAUGUGAGCUAUCGUUAUCUCGUUACGUGAUUAUGUACAAAGCUGCGAAUUGUGCAAUGAGUCAUCAGCAUUUUGAUAAGACUGGCAAUCGAACGUUUCUCACAGAUAUAGUAGUACACACAUGUGUGCCUCUGUAGGUGUUUUUCUUAUACAUGUGUGUUUCCAUCGUUGCCUAUGAAGAAAAAAGUGUAAACAAAAAGUCUCGAACCGAAAAACGGAAAACGUAGCAAAAUGAAGAGGCUUACUUUGCAUAUAAAUUUUUUGGUAUUUUUUACGAUGGUAUUGGAAAUCUCAGCGGCAACACAUUGGGUUAUUUCUGAUAAUGGCAGGAUACAAUCACAGUUGGACUCAAUUUUUGAAAUGCGAAGACCAUCUGAUUUAACAGCAUUUUUAGAACAAGAAAAUCGUUUGAAGGCACUUAGAGAGUUAUAUGAAAAAAUAGCGGCAAAAGAAGCCAUUCUCGAUGGUCAAAUACAAACUUUAGAUUCUGUAAAAGAUGUAGAAUCUUGGCUCCACUCGUCGAGCCCGGGCUGUCUGAGCCCGAGCCUCGAGCGUGAAGAAUUUGAUUUUUAUACCAGCGUAGCGACAGAUGGAAGUUGGAGGAAAGGUAUAACUGAGAAAGAUUACAUGCUGGACGAAAUUUCAAUUGAGGGAGAGAAGAAGGAACCGGACUGCAAGAAAACAUUUCCUUUAGACUUUAGCGUUUAUACUUUUGAGCACUUGAGUGCUAUGCAAAAUAGGAAGGAUCUGGCUCAACCCCAGGAAAAGGAUCUGAUAAAAUAUUUACCACAAGGUACGGAUCUGAGAACAUUCGGGCAUCGGAUCGCUCAUGGGUUGAUGCGCAACAGCACAUCCUGGCUGUACCUCAAUCUCGCUGCUAUUUAUUGGCGAAUUAAUGGCGACACUUACAAUGCUCUGGAAUGUGCGAGACGAGCCAUUGUUACAUCUCCUCGGGAAUAUCGUGACAUACCGUUGUUAACUACGGGGGGAAUUUUACACGCUGCAAGACAUUCAGCGGAGGCUGCCAUAGUAUUACAUACAGCGAUUGAUCAUGCACCCAACGAGUCACAUCAAUAUCUUGCACUUGGACACGUUUAUGCGGUACUUGGUGAUUACAAUAAAUCGUUAUUGUGUUACGACAAUACAUUGAAAAUCGCACCAAAAAUGGAACAGGCUAAACUGGCGAGACACGUUGUUCUUUGUCAUCAACGCUUGGACACAUCUUUGUUAGUUUUGUGCAAAAUCAUGGAUGACGCAGUGACCGAAUUACUGGAGUAUCAGAAAAAUUACGAGGAUUUGCUGAGAUUGAGGGAUAAAAUGCUACGUGAUCACUCGAUGAAGUUUUUGCUGGCAAAACUUGGUGCGGAGCGACUUGGAACUCUGCUCACUUCCAAGGAGCGUUAUGAAAGUUGUGUACAACGAGAAGGAGGAGACGCACAGUUUUUGUGUUCCAUUACUAAUGAGCUUGGUCGCACCUCCCAAAUUGAUAUUGGAGCCAGUUUGCAACAGUUGCAACACGUUGAAAAUCAAGUGCAAAAGCUGAACGACCGUAUGACAAAUCCCGAAAAUUUUCAAAGAAAAUUUGAUCGGUCGGUAAACAUUAAGAAAGCAACAAAUGAAGAAAUAUUGCCACAAUUUGGUAACUUUUUCACGGAGCCAGCAGGAAAAAUGAAGUACAAUAAUAAUGCGAUUAAAAAAAGUAAAGCACCAUUUGAGAACAAAAAUUGGCCUUCGGAAGCCGAAUGUAUCGGUCAAUCGUCGCUAAUGAUGGAAGCCCGACAAUACACGCCCGUUCAUUUGCCACCUGAAAACAAGGGUUAUUUGACUCACUUGUUCGUGAGCACGUUUAUACAGAUUUAUUCAGGCGAGGAGCACGCCCUCCCGUGGUAUCCGCCAACUUGUCAAACUCCGGAAAGCUACGACACGAAAAACAUUCCUUCUUUGUUAUUAACGACCGCGAGCAAUACUCCGAAUUCUCCGGAACGAAGCCUCGCUCCUUUCAUAACGAACUUGGUCAAGGGGGCUGAACUCGCUGAGAUUGGCCAAAGAAUAUUGACCGCAACCAAAGCGAGAGUUGCGGCGCCUUGGGUCCUCUCCGUGUUGGCUUCUUUGCACUGGCGUAUCAUCGGCAAGCCAAGAAAUGCCUUGGAUUGUCUCCAGCAAGCGUUGAGCAACGUUCCAGAUAAAUUCCGGGAUGUUCCUCUCGUGAGUAUCGCUUCGAUCGGCCAAAAACUUGGUUUCAUCGAUGAAGCUUUGAGGACAGCCAAAGAGGCUCUACGUAUUAACUCAAUCGAGCCUGCGACGAAUUACCUGUACGCGACACUACUCCACGCAAAGGGUAACCUCACUGGAGCGAUCCAUCAUUUGAAACAGUCACUUCGAGUGGAACCGGAUCUUAUGGAAGGCAGAGCUUUGCGGCUAUUACAAUCUUUGACUUGUGAAAAAAGAUUGUUGAGCACACGACAAUCAGUUCACGGUGUUUAUGGAGUUGAGCGAAUUGAGAGUUCAGGAUUAACUUGUCUUUCACCGGAAAUCAUAGCUAGAAACGAUUUACACGAGGGCGAAACAGUUUUGUGCGUCGAAGACGGUGACGAUUGUAGACCGAUUCAGUGCUUCGCGAUGAAAACGAACGUGGAUCAAAGUACAGCACCCUAAAACAGAGGAAAAUCUACUCUGACAAUCAAUGAAAACGCACGAAAUUUUAUUCAUCUUUUUUUCGUUCGGACCAACCACAAGUGAGCAUAUUUUAAGCGAAAAAUAUUGUGUAGAGGCUGAAAGGGACAAAAAUUGUGAUACACACAUAUCGAAUUGUGGCGCACGAGUUCUACGACAUUCCACGAUUAUAGCAAUACUCGCAAAUAAUUUCGAGUCGAUUCUCGAACGAGCACGAAUAUUUUCCCAGAGAAAAAACAAAAACAUUUUUUUCACUUUCCAAGUUUCAAGCACUCAUAGUGUUGUUGCUUUUUUUCAUAAUUAUCUUCGUGGAAAAAAAUGUACUUACCGAUAUACAAUUGGUGUUUCUAUGUCCGUGCCUGUUAAUAAAAAAAUUUUUAAUAGGUA